GUCAAGUGCAAAGCUAGGCUAGCAAAUACUACUAGUACUUAGCAGGCAGGAGGUUUAGCAAUGGCAAACGCCAAGCUUGUAGUCGUGGGCAUGGCCAUCCUUGUAAUCCUGCUGCAGGUGUCGACGUGCGCCGUGGCCAGGCACCACGCCAAGCCGGACCCGUGCGCCAGCGAGGACGACUCCGUGCCGGGCAUGCUGCACAAGCACAAGCACAAGAAGCCCCACUGCACCUCGCCGGGCGGCACCGGUGGUGGCGGUGGCGGCGGCGGCGGCGGCACCGCAGGCGUGAUGACGGUGAACGGCUUCGAGAAGGGCCAGGAGGGCGGCCCGCCGUCGGAGUGCGACGGCAAGUUUCACAGCAACAAGGACAUGAUCGUGGCGCUGUCGACGAGGUGGUACGCGGGCGGACGCCGGUGCGGCAAGAUGAUCAACAUCACCAGCAAGCACAACGGGCGCACCGUGCAGGCCAAGGUGGUGGACGAGUGCGACUCCAACCACGGCUGCAAGACCAACAUCGUGGACACCUCCGAAGCCGUGUGGAAGGCCCUCGGGCUCGACAGCAACAUCGGCGAGGUGCCCGUCACAUGGUCCGACGCCUGAAAACAUAUUCGCCGGCCAUGGAUUCCAGGUUGCUCGAAGCCAGUCACGUAGGUGUGCGUGGGAAAGUUGUCUAGCUGUUUCCUGGCCCUGGGUACGUACGUAUGUAUACGUUUGAAGUGUGAGUGUCGUUGUCAAUCUCGAUGGGUAGGUAGCUUGUCGAGUAGUACUAGUUACUUCGUAUAAUAACAGAAUAAAACUGCCUCUGUGGAUGGUAGUGCGGGUUUAUCUUGUACUCCUACUAAGAUCCACGCGUGUGUACGUGUCGGUGUGAGUCUCGGUUUACUAUCGAUGUUUCCUAUUGUGGAAUAUAUAUCAUAAUCAUAUACUCCGUAUGUUGUAACA
Triticum dicoccoides is the source of this 942-nucleotide messenger RNA. Its product is annotated as putative ripening-related protein 6. Bases 61 to 600 code for a protein of 179 amino acids. The record is from RefSeq and is a predicted model, not a curated record. NCBI's taxonomy places the organism in Eukaryota, Viridiplantae, Streptophyta, Magnoliopsida, Poales, Poaceae. The transcript has a single exon.